Polistes dominula (European paper wasp) is the source of this 10286-nucleotide messenger RNA. RefSeq lists its product as uncharacterized. The record is from RefSeq and is a predicted model, not a curated record. Gene Ontology annotation, molecular function: calcium ion binding. Lineage: Eukaryota; Metazoa; Arthropoda; Insecta; Hymenoptera; Vespidae.
AAUUUUAUUUCCGUAUCUCUGGAUCUUUCGUUCGAACAAUUUCAUUUAUCAUUUUUCGACCGAAAAUGAUGCAGUUAUUCAUCUUGGGAUUAUGUUACGUUAUUCAUCUAACAGGUGUGUUGGGAAAUUGUCCUCUGGUGCAACCACCAGAAUGGGGUGCGGUACGAGAAAGGGUCCUCGAAGACGGUACUCUACAGACCGUAUAUUCCUGCGAGGAAGGUCGCAGACUAAGAGGACACAAGGUAGCCACUUGUACGUUGAACGGUUGGGAUCAUCCCGUACCCAAGUGCGUACUUUUAGAAAACAAGUGGCAACAUUUUCGUAACGAUCUAUACAUGGGUGAUGAGCCAAGUAGAAAUUUGAGAAGCGAUACAACGAGAAAGCAACGAGUACAGGCACGUAAGAGGUUAGGCGAGUUGAAGAGGCGUAGGAAAACGAAGGAUAAGAGGAAACAAGUGCCAGAGAAGUCUCUAUUGGGAGUAAACCCUAUGGUGUCGGAUGUCGGUGGCUUGAACGAAACUUUGAUGUCAAGAUUGGAUCUAAGUUGUCUCAUGAAGGCUCGCAGAAAGGUUCUUAUCAAAGCACCCUCGGUCGUUAAUGCUCAACCUCCGAGAUAUGCUAGAAGAACAAAUGCUUUGCCACCAUUCAAUCGAUACUUCGUAGCAGUUUACGAAUGUUUGGAGGAAUUCGUUUUUGAGGAUUCAAUGGCUGAUAGACUUUUUUGUAGCGAAUCAACUUGGCUUGGUCGUGUUCCGAAAUGUGUGAAAAAAGAAGAAACGAUAAUCGAUAACGUGGUACGUUGCGAUCAGGAGAGGGGUGGUUGCGAACACGUAUGCGAAGAUACACCUAUUGGUCCAAAGUGUUCCUGUUUCGAUGGUUUUCGAAUCAAUGGUACCACCUCUUGCAUAGACGUAGAUGAAUGUUCAGAAGGUCUGGUCAAGUGUUCAGAUUUGUGUCUGAAUGAUCCUGGUUCAUAUCACUGUGAAUGUCAUUCUGGAUUUCAGCUGUCAUCCGAUGGACAUACUUGUCAAGAUGUUAAUGAGUGUCUACCGAACAACGGACGUGGCCCUUGUCAAGGUACCUGUCGCAAUCUCGAAGGUAGCUACGAGUGCAGUUGCACGGAUAUUCCUGGAUUUAAAUUGGCAUCGGACAACCAUACUUGCGAGGACAUCGAUGAGUGUGCGAAUAACAACGGUGGUUGUUCUCACGUUUGUUUGAACACACCGGGAAGUGUAUUUUGCCUAUGCCCUGAUGGUUUUUAUUUGACCAAUGAUUUGAAGACUUGUGAAGAUGUAAACGAGUGCGAAAAUGUUUCCAAAGUUUGCCCAGAAGACACUAAUUGCGAAAAUACGAUUGGUUCUUACAAAUGUAUCAAUAAACCCAAAAAAAUGACUAAAGUAUUGCAAGACGAGGAUUAUGACACCGAAGAUGAUGAUGACGAUGACUAUGACGAGAGUUUAACCGAAUUACCUGAAAUAGGUAAAUGUGAGGAUGGUUAUAGGAAAGAUGAUAAUGGAAAUUGCAUUGAUAUAAACGAGUGUGUAGAAGGUAUUGAUGGUGAGACACAUGGUUGCGAACAUGAAUGUAGAAACGAGGAAGGUAGUUUUCAUUGCACUUGUCGAGUUGGUUAUCAAUUGGAUGAAGACGAGGUGUCUUGCAAAGAUAUAAACGAAUGUAAAAAAUCACCACCACCGUGUACUCACAAUUGUACCAAUAUCGAUGGAUCUUUUAUCUGUUCUUGUCCAAUGGGAUUUGUAUUGAAAGAAGACAAUGUCACGUGUUUAGAAGAUAGAACCUGUUCUUCUAUGAAUCCUACUUGUUCACAGGAUUGUCAAGAUACUAUGGACGAUAGUGGUCCUAAAUGUAUUUGUUAUCCUGGAUAUCAGUUGUUAGAUGAUAACAUAACUUGCAUUGAUAUUGACGAAUGUAUGGAAGACAUAUCACCUUGUUCACAUUUCUGCGUUAAUUUAAAUGGCAGUUUUGUAUGUAAGUGUCCAAGUGGUUUGGUUUUAUCUGAUCAUGACAAGUUCAAUUGCACGGAUAUUGACGAGUGUAAAGAAACGGAUCACGGAUGCGAACAUGAGUGUAUUAACAUACAUGGAAGUUACGAGUGUGUUUGUCAGGAUGGUUUUGUUCUUGGUGAUGAUCGAAAAAGUUGCAUUGACGUGGACGAGUGUAAUACCAUAGAUUUAAAUCGUUGUUCACACAAUUGUACCAACGUUUUGGGAAGUUAUCUUUGUACAUGUCCAAGAGGUUACGAAUUGAUAAAUGAAUUUGAUUGCAAGGAUGUGAACGAGUGUGACAAAGGAAUUCAUAGUUGUUCUCAUGAUUGCAUUAACGUGGAAGGUGAUUACGAGUGUAUUUGUCCUAAAGGAUUUAAACUCGACGAUGACAGACAAUGUCAAGACGUUAACGAGUGUUUGGAAAAUCUUCACGAUUGUUCACACGAAUGUAGAAAUACCGAAGGUUCAUACGAAUGUGUUUGUCCACCUGGAAUGUUUUACAACGUAACCAAAAAUCUUUGCAUAUCUUCUACGAAUAUCUGUGACAACGAUAACACUGGUUGUUCUCAUUCGUGUGAAAUAUACGGUGAUACUUACAGAUGUGUUUGUCACGAAGGUUAUUUGUUGCAAGACGAUGGAAAAACGUGUUUGGAUAUGGACGAGUGUCAAGAGGAAGAACACGAUUGUUCUCACGAAUGUGUAAAUACACUUGGUAGUUAUAGAUGUACUUGUCCACCUGGUUUAGAACUAAUCGAAGAUGGUUUAACGUGUAAAGAUGAAAAAUGUGAGAAUGGUUUUCGAAGAGAUAGCAAUAACGUUUGUCAAGAUAUCGACGAGUGUGAAGAAGAGGAUCACGAUUGUUCACACUUGUGUAUCAACGUUUAUGGUUCUUAUCAAUGUUCAUGUCCAAUCGGUUGGAUUUUAAGCGAAGAUCGUUUAACUUGUAUCGAAUCCAAUCCAUGUUUGAAUGCUACUUGUUCGCACGUGUGUUUACCACAAGGUUCAACCUUCAAAUGUGAAUGUCCCGUUGGAUAUGAAAUCGAUGAAAGUGGUAUGAACUGUAAAGACUUGGAUGAGUGUGCGAACGAUAAAAGAAAUAACUGUAGUCAUAGUUGCAAAAACUUGGAGGGUUCGUAUGAGUGUCAUUGUCCUGAAGGAUACGAACUCGACCAGGACAAUGGCACUUGUAUCGAUGUGAACGAAUGCGAGAACGGUGAACACGAUUGCGAGUACGACUUAUGCAUAAAUCUCGAGGGAAGCUAUAAUUGCACUUGUCCAGAGGGUUACUUUUAUUCCGAAGUUGAACGCAUUUGCAAGGAUAUAGACGAGUGUUUGAGGAAUAACGAAUACAAAAUACACAAUUGUUCUCACGAAUGCGUAAAUACUAUUGGUACGUACAAAUGUAGUUGUCCUAUCGGUUGGAAACUCAAGGAAGACGAACGUACGUGCAAGAUCAAUGACCCUUGCGCGAGUGAUCAUGGUUGUUCUCAUACGUGCGAACAAGAGAAUGGAGAGAUUCGAUGUGGUUGCCCUGAAGGAUUCGAUAUUUCAGAGGAUGGGAAAACCUGUCGGGAGAUAGACGAAUGUUUGGAAGGGUUUCAUGCAUGUUCCCAUAUUUGUAAAAACGUCGAGGGUGCAUAUUACUGUGAGUGUCCAACCGGAUACAAAUUAUCGACCGACGAAAGGACAUGCGUUGAUAUAGACGAAUGUUACCUGGAAACGAAAAUAUGUUCGCAAUACUGCAACAACACCGAAGGCAGUUUUCACUGUACCUGUCUAGAUGGAUAUGAAUUAUCUGAAGAUCAACGGACUUGCAAGGACAUAAACGAGUGUACGAGGAAUCUUCACAAUUGUUCGCAUGAGUGUGAGAAUCUCUCAGGUAGCUAUACAUGUCAUUGUCCGGAAUAUUUUACCUUGGACGUGGAUAAAAGUACUUGCAUCGAUUUGGACGAAUGCUCCGGGAAUAACAAUUGCACUCAUAUUUGCGUAAAUAUUCGUAAUGGUUACAAGUGCGAAUGUCCCGAUGGUUUCAGAUUGGAACUGGACAAUUGGUCGUGUACAAAAAUCGACCACUGUGAAACGCAUCAUGAUUGUUCUCAUGAAUGUAUCAACGAAUCGAACGGUUACAAGUGCGGCUGUCCCGUGGGAUACGCAUUGUCAAUGGAUAAUAAAACUUGCGAGGACGUUAACGAGUGUUUGGAAACUAACAACGAGAUUAGUGAGCCUUGCUCGCACGAUUGCGUUAACACGAUUGGUAGUUACGAGUGUCGUUGUCCUAAAGGAUAUCAAAUUGGUAAAGAUAAGAAAACUUGUGAGGAUUUGAACGAGUGUAUUGAAGAAAACGGUGGUUGUUCGCAUUUUUGCGCAAACACGGAAGGUAACUACGAGUGCGCUUGUCCCGACAACUACAAACUACUCGAGGACGAUGGAAAAACUUGCGUUGAGAUAGACGAGUGUUUGAUCGACAACGGUGGAUGCUCUCACUUUUGUCAAUACGAGAACGGAAACGUGUCCUGUUCUUGUCCCGAAGGAUUCGUCCUGGACGACGAGGAGAAUAAAUUUUGCAUGCACGAGGACAAAUGUCUGAUAGAGAACGGCGGUUGUUCCGACAUUUGUUAUUCUCUAAACGGUACAGUUACGUGUGAUUGUUCCUCGGGAUUUCGUUUGUCUAUCAAUGACAACGCAACUUGUUUAGACAUAGACGAGUGUUUGGAAAUUAAGGAUAACUGUACUCAAAAGUGCAUUAACAUAGAAGGUGGAUUUAAGUGCGAGUGUUACGAGGGUUAUCAAGUUAAUCCCGAUGAAUUAAGUUUAUGCGACGACAUAGACGAGUGUCAGGAAGAAAAUGGCAACUGUACGCAUUCCUGUUACAACACGGUUGGUUCUUAUCGAUGCGAUUGUCCAACAGGUUACGAUCUUCAUUCGGAUAAUAGGACGUGCGUUUUGAUCGAUGGUUGCAAACGUGACAAUGGAAAUUGUUCCCAUCAUUGUUACCAUGACGAGAAUACCGGGAAGACUCGAUGCUCAUGCCCAUUGGGAUUUAGAUUGAAACAUGAUCAACAUAUUUGCGAGGAUAUAGACGAAUGCGAGGAGUUAGAGAAUGACGUUGAUACGGGUUGUUCUCAUGAUUGUGUUAAUACAGAAGGUGGAUACCAUUGCGAAUGUCCAACCGGUUAUAUUCUCAUGCCCCAGGACAAGAAGAGUUGUGUCGACGUUAAUGAGUGCCUUACAACCAUGCACAAUUGCACCCACGAUUGUUUGAACCUUCUUGGUAGUUACAUAUGCACGUGUUACGAAGGACACUAUUUGCAUAGUGACAAAUCAUCUUGUUUGGAUAUCGAUGAGUGUCUCGAAUCGAACGGUGGUUGUUCAGAUACCUGUACCAAUACAAUAGGUGGUCAUUUUUGCAGUUGUCCCGACGGUUACGAACUCGGUCAGGAUGAGAAAAAUUGCGUGGACGUUAACGAAUGCGAUAAGGGAAUUGCCAAUUGUCCGGAUGCAUGUAUCAAUACUCCUGGAUCGUUUAAAUGUCAGUGCCCGGAUGGUCAUAUUCUUGCUAAUGAUUCUCGAAGUUGCAUAGACGUUGACGAAUGUCAAAUAUCAAACGGUGGUUGUACACACGCUUGUUUCAACAUAAUCGGCGGUGUACGUUGCAGUUGUCCAGUUGGUUUACGUUUACACGACGAUGGAAAAACUUGUCUCGAUAUAGAUGAAUGUAAUAUCGAUAAUGGCGGUUGUUCGGACAUUUGCGUUAAUCUCGAAGGAAGUUUUUCUUGUCGUUGUCCAGAUGGUCAUCAUCUAGAUGAAAAUAAUUUGAAAACUUGUAUAGACAUUAACGAAUGUGAAAUAGAAAAUGGUUCUUGUUCGGAUAUUUGUGUAAAUGUCAUAGGUAGUUACAAGUGCGAGUGUCUUAGUGGUUAUCGAUUAUCCGAUGAUGAUAAAACUUGCGUUGACGUUAACGAGUGCGAAGAGGAUAACGGUGGAUGUUCUCACGCUUGCAUCAAUAAACCAGGAUCUUUCCUUUGCGAUUGUCCCAGAGGAUACGAGAUCAUGAAUAAGACCUGCCAUCACUCAAAUCCUUGCACGAUCAAUAAUGGUGGUUGCGAACAGAUAUGCAAUGACGAUGCUGGUACGGUUAUAUGCACUUGCAAGGAGGGAUUUCAGUAUGACAAGUCUAACAGCUCGAUGUGUCACGAUGUGGAUGAAUGCUGUGGUCGGCACGGAUGUGAGCAUACUUGCAUUAACACUAUUGGAUCUUACACGUGUGCAUGUUGGGAAGGUUAUCAAAUGCAGAAUUCUACUACUUGCAUAGAUAUCGACGAGUGUGCAUCGGGAAUUUGUAAGACAGGUAGAUGCGUCAAUACAUUGGGCAGCUAUCGUUGUGAAUGCGACGAAGGAUAUCGAUCCGAGGAUGACACUUGUGUAGAUAUAAACGAAUGCGAGUGGCGUAACGGUAGAUGCGAACAGGAAUGCAUUAACACUGUGGGAUCCUUCCUGUGCAACUGUCGAUCAGGAUACGAAUUCAAUCACAGGAACAGAAGUCAGUGUCAAGAUGUAAACGAAUGCUUGAACCGGAACGGUGGUUGUAACGGGGAGUGCAUUAACACGCUAGGAAGUUACUAUUGUACGUGCAACGGCGAUUUAGUGUUGUCUUCGGAUGAGAGAACUUGUGUCUCGUCGGAAUCAAAGUGUCCUGCUAUGGAAUUACCUUUGCACGCUGAGAUAAGAUGUCCAGGAUAUUAUUCAGGUGCAAACGAUUAUCCCCAAGGUGCUAGGUGUCACAUCAGAUGUCAACGUGGAUUUAAAUUGGAAGGACCUCACACGAGAUAUUGCGUGACCGGUGGUAGAUGGAACGGAAAAGAACCAGUGUGCCUUCGUGAAUACUCGAUCGUUGAUUCUCGCUAUGAUCUAGACAUGCCAAGGCCGUUUGUGAGAUGCCCACAGGACAUGGAUGUUGAAUUACCCGCAAGGCAAAAUACGAUACGCGUUUCCUUCCCACAACCAAAGUCUAAUAUGAAUUGGUGGAGAUACGUGGAUGCUUCACCUUCAUGGGCAAAACAAUUACAAGCCGAUCUUCCGUCAGGUACAACCGUUGUCACUUUUACUGCUUGGUCACCUGUAUCCAAUUUUACGAGCACCUGUAGAAUCGUUAUACGUGUUCGAGACACUGAGAAUCCUAAAGUCUCGACCUGCCCAACAUCCUUUGAGGUACGUUUAAGUCCAGGUGAACCAAAUCGUUUGAUAUUCUGGCAGGAACCGACAUUCACUGACAACGUUGGAGUUGAACGAAUUUACAAAACAAGAGAACCAGGACAACUGAUGUAUCCCGGUGUACACAACGUACGAUAUAUCGCAUCCGAUGCUGCGGGAAAUCAAGCUGAAUGCCAUUUCUCCGUACACGUUAGAGAAUCCGAUCAACGACAGGAUGCUGAGCCAAGAGUAUACCGUAGAAAAAUGUUGAUGUGUCCCGGAAGACCACCACAACCUAUGCCAACUUCCACUUAUGGGGUGAGUCCAGAAUUUCAUAUCGAAUUUUUUGGCAGAUACCAAGUGGUUGUUAUCUGAGAUACACAAGGAUCUUCUCAGGGGCGUAUGCUGUUCAGCGUGCUUAUCGGGAACAUCGGCAGAACGGUUAUCAAGACGCGAGGGCAGCUUAUCAUGAGAUCCAUCCCGUUCAGAGGAACCAACCACGACCUCCUCCACCUCUUUCACGGGUUUCCUCCACGAUGGCCUAUCCUAUUGGAGAUUGAUAAAUCAAGAAGAAGAAACCAAACAACUACCAACACCAAAACCAAUGGAAAUAACGAGAAAUGGAAUAAGAUAAUUCGUAGAAGACUAGGAAUAGUAAAAUCGAAUACUGCUGAAUCGAAUAUAUAUGAAAAUGAUGAUAACCAUCAUCAUCAUGAUGAAACUGUACGUAGUUUUCGUAAUUCGGACGAACGUAUACGAAGACGAGCUGUGGUGAUGCAUUAUCCUGCACCAAUACCAAUAAUCAAUUCAAGUUCAAGCUCGGAUUACGAUCUUCGAUUUACCAGUUCAAAUCGUAGAACGGUAUCUACGCCAAAUCUUUGUUCAAAUAGUACUGAAAAAGAUGAAGUACCAGUUGAAAGAUCAUCAUCAUUCGUUGUAACCAAUUCUGAAGUACCAAUAAUCGAUAUAUCGACUUUUAAUUACAACGCGUACAGACACAAAUUAAUAGAAGCUAAUUUGAAGAAACAUUAUAAAAAUAAUCAACCACCAGGUGACGUUAUAUUUAAUUCGAUACAUUUAAAUACCAUCGAUUCAACAUUGGGUAUAAAAUUAAACGAACAAUAUGAACACAGUUUUUUCGAUUUUGUCGAAGAAUAUUAUGACGCGACAAUUGGCAUGAGUAAAAAGGAAAUGGAAUUUUUACAUCCGUUGGAUCAUUUUCUUGUUAAGGGUUUACGACAAAGGGAAACUUAUGAGAAAGGUACGGAAACGUUGAAUCUUUCUGACAAAAAUACGAUAGAUUCUGGAGUAGUUAAGGAUGAUAAUAUCGAUAAGAAGAUGAUAUCGAUUAAUCGAAAGGUCUUAGAUAAGAAUGGAAAUAUUUCAAGAACGUCUAAGGUCAAGAAUUUGUCGAGUAGUUUAUCAAAGAGAAGAAAAGAAAAUUCUGCUAGUGUGAGUAAAGAUGGGGAUGAAAGAAAAGAAGAAAACGAAUCACCCACACCUACACCAAUACCUACACCACUAACAACGCCAGGAUCGAUAGAAUCGAGAAAGGACUCGAAGAAGAUGAAGAAGAAGAAGAAGAACGUUGAAGAUAGAAAAGGUGAAAGAGUAGUUGGUAGAAGUAGUCUUCUUGAUUCAAACACAAUUCCUACUAAAAUAGUGACAAAUUCGAACGUCGAUCAAGUACAAACAAGAAAGUACCAUUCAACUUGUAAGCCUGUUAACGUGAACGAUACAACAAACUCACCUAGUAAGAGUAAAUUGCUAUCGUCUAUCGUCAAAGCCGAUAAGGACUCUAUUAACCUAAGUUCCUUAAGUUCCAGCGAGUUUGGUAGUACUCGUGAAGUUAUUUCGAAUCACUCGCGUGAUUCCUCAUCAAUACGUUCACCAUCAUCAGCUAUCAAAGGUCAAACACGAAAAUUUCAACCAUGGAUUACUGGAAAUAAUUCUGUAUCGUUUAAUAGAAAAUAUGGAAACAAUGAAAGUUUCAAAGGUUUAAAGGAUUAUACUGUUAAAGGAAAAGGUUGUUCGAUACCAGUUGAAAUUUGUUCGGAUUUUAUCGAAUCUGAGUCAUUCACUUUGGAAACACCAAUAGCAACCUCGACCUUGCCUUCUAGCAAUUCCUCAAGACUACUUCCCAAGUUACUCGGUGGUGGUUCCUUUGAAAACGAUGAUUCCAUGAAAUUCACCAAUUUAUCGAAUAAAAAUGUUGAAAAUGUUGAAUUUUCUCAUGGAAAUAAAUCAGAUCGUUUCUCUGUUACAAAGACAGAUGAUACUUCUUCACCAUCGGUUAUUCUUCAAUCUAGGGACACUUUAGUGUUGGAUAAGAACGAUUCGCGAAUUGAGAAACAUCGUACGUAUGAAAAGAAAUUAGAUAAAUUAUCUGAACUACGAUCUAAAGACCGACAACGAGUAAACUAUUUGGAUCAUAAGCAACAGCUGUUGCACCAACUUCAACAGCAACAUCAGCAACACCAGCAGCAUCAGCAACAACAACAGCAACAACAACAACAAGAGGAGGAUGUGGAACGUUCGACGAGGAACGGUCAUUUUGCAUCAUUUCCUCAUUAUGCAAGAGCUCGUGUCGAUACUAGAAUAUUUCCACGACGUAGAUGUUGCAACACGGGCCGUACAACGUUCGAGGACGGUACGGAAACCGCGACCCCGAGGAACCCGACGCACUAUGGAACAAGAAAAGAUGAAAUGCUCAAACAAAACAACGAUAUACCUCAGGUGGUAUACCCUACACAGGGAGAAUCCACGCUAUAUUCCGAUCGGAUGAAAGAUCCGGUAGCCCAUAGCAGUGGCGAGGAUUCAGAGGGCCGCAGUAAGUGCAAAACUUCGACGUCGACUACGACGAUAAAAAAGACAGAUAGGAAAGACGAAACAGCGGGAUGGGUACUCCUAAACCCGCAGAAACGGGACAGAAUGGUGAGCGUAUCGAGCGUAGGUAGCGCAUCGAGCCUCACCUCUAUCACCGACAACGACGACAGACAAACGAGACCAAAAACGAGACUGGCAAGACAAUUAAGAUUGGACGUUACAGUACUAAAAGAACGAGAUAUGGCAGAACUGCUGACGAUUAUAUAA